AAUACGGAGGAAAAAUUGUGAAUGAAACUGCUGUCGAAAGAAGUACACAAAUGUCGUCGACGGCGAUAUGGCGGAUUUUGACGAUUUAAAGCACAUGCUGAUGAGUUUCCGAGUUUCAGAGCUCCAGGUGCUCCUUGGGUAUGCAGGAAGGAACAAGAGUGGCCGCAAACACGACCUACAGACCCGUGGCCUGGCACUCCUCAAGAACGGCUGCAGCACCUCCGUCCAGAUCAAAAUCCGGGAACUGUACCGGCGCCGGUUCCCCCGCAGACUGAUCAACCCACCCCAAUUCAUGCCGGGCAUGUCAGAUGGGGCGGGGUCGGGAGGCGGGACCACUCACCCUCACCAUCCUGUGAGCAACCCCCCUCUCCCGUCCUACCCGACGGCAAUGAAUAUGCACCAGUCGGUGCCACAUGAACUGUUAGGAGCCGCCUGCCAGCCACAACCGUUUCACCCUGAUGUGAAGCUGAAAUCAUUACCCUUCUAUGAUGUGCUCGGCGAGCUUGUCAAACCAACGGGAUUGUUGCCCCCAGUUGGAAGCAAGUUCCGAGAGGUACACAGAACCGUAUUUUUCCACUUCACCCCGGCACAGAUGCAGCUUAUCGUUGAACAGAAAGCACAAGUGCAAUUAAGGUUUUGUCUGGCAGAGACGAGUUGCGACCAGGACGACAAGUUUCCAGCCAGCGUCUGUGUCAAAGUCAAUAGCAAACUCUGCCCGUUGCCACCAUUCCUGCCACAGACAAAAGCAGGGACCGAACCCAAGCGGCCCAGCAGACCGGUCAAUAUCACGCCCCUGGCACGGUUAACUCCUACCUCACCCAACCAAGUAGACGUCCAGUGGAUCCCAGAGAUCGGCCGGUCCUACUGUGUAGCUGUCUAUUUAGUCAGACAACUUUCAGCGGAGAUUCUUUUUCAGAGAUUGAAGAGCAGUGGAGUCAGGAAUGCAGACCACUCCAGAGCACUCAUCAAAGAGAAGCUCUCCCACGAUCCUGAGAGCGAGAUUGCCACCAUGAGUCUGCGGGUCAGCUUGAUGUGCCCCCUGGGCAAGAUGCGCAUGUCCACCCCUUGCCGGCCCAUCACCUGCUCCCACCUGCAGUGCUUUGACGCUGUACUGUACCUCAAGAUGAAUGAGAAAAAGCCCACGUGGAUCUGCCCUGUCUGCGACCGCAAGGCACCGUUUGACUCACUCAUUAUUGAUGGCCUUUUCAUGGAGAUCCUCAGCCACCACACGCCGAGUCUCGAGAUCCAGUUCUUGGAGGACGGCUCGUGGCAGCCGCUGUCAGAGAAGAAGCGCAGCUACAGCUCAGUCAUGAACAUCAGCAACGUCUCAGAUGGGGAUGGCUCAACACCACCAAGUAAGAAGUCUAACAUGGAGUGUAUCGACCUCACCAACUCCAGCUCAGAGGAUGAGGGAGACGAGACAGAGGAGGAAGUCAGCAGCGACACUGACUCAGAGGAAGAGAUCAUCCCAAUGCCCAGACCCCAGCACCGCGCCCCGGCCAUGCGUGUCCAGGACGAGGAGGAGCCCGACCUACGCCUUCAGGACACCAGCGUUCUGUCGCCGCCACCACCCAAGUCACCCCCACCACUCACCACGGCGAACAAACGUGCUUCUCCUCACCGGUACCCCAUCGACUACAGUGUAGGCCCGCCUAUGCCAACCUCACACCACUCCAACGGCAUGCCCACCAUGGAGCUCGGCCCCUCGCCGCAUGCCCAACUGGGCCUGUUUGGGGACUAUAGUCCCUUCCUACCCAUGCAGCCAUCCAUGUCCAGCACGGACUAUGCCAGCAAUAUGGAUUUAUAUUCUUUACUGCACAGUGAAUCACAGUCGCAGUACAUGCCCCCGCUGUCCUACAUGGACCACCUAGCCACCUCCAGCAGCAGCCUGCGCAGUGUCAGCAGCCUCAGCACGGUAGCCAGCAGCAGCAGUUCGGGCACCAGCCGGGCAGCCAGCAACGGCAGCGCCAGUGGGAUGCCGGGCAGCGGCUACAGCUUGUCGGACGUCAUCUCACUGGAUUGACAGCUGGACCCCAGUCCCGCCGAGGCUAGACCACCAAGAGCGGCUGGGCCGGGGAGCUACGUCGUACCCUCAACUUACACCAAUAGCAGUAGCCACCACCACCACCCACACGCGCACCCCCAGCACUUUCCUCACCCACAGCACCUCCCUUACUACUACAGCACUGACCCCCAGGGCUAUCUUAUCAGCUACGCUACCAACUACCUGCCAGGUCUCAGGUAGUAUCUGGCUAGUCUCACCAGCUUGAACUCCCUUCAAAGAGACUUCAUGUGCGUAGUGGGUUGGAUUUUUUGGGUUGUAGUGUUUUUUAACUAGUUGUACUUUGUUGUGUUGCUCUUAAUGGUGAGAUUUAAGUGGGAUGUGGUGGUAGUGUCUUUGAGUGCCCUGCUUGAGGUGUGUGUAGCCGUCGGAACAUGCAGGUGCUGUCUUGCCCCAAUGGCAAGUUACCUGGGACAGAUUUCUGUGGAGUUGUAAAGCAGAGAUUAUUACUACUAGAUAUGUGGUCAGCGAAAGAAAAAGAAGCUAGUCAGCCGAAGAGGAACCAACUAUUUGGAGGUGCCAGCCGGUUUGUUGCCAGCAUGCAGUGAUGUGUUGGGUAGUUGUUCCUUUCCUCUCUGAUAAGGGUUACGUUAUUUCCCCUUCAUAGGGAAAGUGUAAGUGUCUUAAUGUGUGUCUUUCUGCUGACUGUCUUAAAGAAGAAUAGAGCAGGUGAUUCUAUAUAUGAUAUCCAAAUGGUUAUUGGAGUGGCACUGUAAAGAAGAAGUAUAUACUGUCUGAAGAUUCAAGUGAGAUUUGUCAGUGAAUGUUAGAAAUGUGAAUUUUGUUCUGUUUCAUGUAACUCGAAGACACAUUGGUUGAAACGAACAACACACCUUGUAAGAAAGGAUGGCUGUUUCCAAAAUCAGGUAUCUGUGAAAGAUUUCCAUGAAAUAUGUAAGCUUCCCGCGAAAUGCACUGCAAGAAAAACACCCCCCCCGUGCAUUUUGCAUCAUGCUCAAAAGGUGUUAUUAGAAUCACACAUAAAUGUAAGCAACUGUUUCCAAAAAUGGCUCUGUGGUUAGUUACACAUGUACAUGUAUUUGAUUCUUUUUAGGUUUUUUCUCUUCUUUACCCAAGAACAAAGUAUUCUACAUUUCAUCAGAGAGUACGCUUGAUUUUUUAACAUUAUUUUCCUGAAAUAUGUGCAUACAGCCACAUAGAAACCACUUUGAGACGUAUUAGCGAAAAGUAUGUUGCGAGAAGACGAGUAGGGUAUAAGUGGCUAUUGACUUUAAAAUGGCACCAAACCUAAAUUGAAUCAUCAUUAUGAAAAAAAACCUGUGUAGCACUUGAACGCAUGCACUUCUGUACAUACAUAAUGCACAUUAUAUGGCACGCUUGUCUUCAGUGGGUUAUGUAUCAGUGCAAUCAAGGAUUUAUACCCUUUAUGUGUGAUGGCGUUUGCAUUUUGCAAAUGCAGGUUUGCAGUUGGCCAAACAGCUUCUUCUUUUUUUUUAAUUUUUUUCUGUUUUCCUAUGAAAAUAAUGGUACAAAUUAUUCGCCACACUGUUUUACAGAAUGUAAUUUUGUGUUUCAUGGUCUUUUUAGUAACUGUUAAUUAUGUUUCCCAUUUGAAUUUCAAAGGAUUUUUAUCUGAUCAUUCUGUGCGAGAAAACCAAUUUUGUGUUGGGAAAUGUGUCAUGAAAAACGAACUGGAGGUUUUGUCUUUAUGUUAAACCUGGGCUGUAUACAAUAACACAAUACUGUGCAUACUUCAUAUGUGUGGGUACCAGUGCAUAUACAGAGUACUGUUGAAUGCAUUUCUGGUUACAAUGAAAUCUUCAGCAGCAUUGUGACUGGAUGCCGUGCAGAGUCUAACUUGUUUGAAUUAAUUUCUUUGUUUCGUCUUUUUCCCCCUUCCUGUUUAUCCUUUUUAUAUCUUUCACCAGAUUAAUAAACCAGUUUAUCGUACGGACUUUGGCACAAAUUGUCUUCUGAGUCCCCAAGCAAAACCUAAGUACAUGUACAUCUGGUGGUGCGGUUUCAAACUUACAUGUAUGUACAUGUAGCAAGGCUUUGGUGAUUGAGUGCUUGGAAUGUGCAGGAUUGAGGCAGUUUCGACAUAAUCCCAACACAGUCCUGUGACAAGUUUCCAUAAACUCCAUGGAAAUACUUCAACUAUUGUAGUGCGGUACACACUGCCAUGAUGGUGGCGGGGGUCAUCAAAAUUUGAUAAACACCAAUUCACCAGUCCAGUCUACAAUACCUGAAUGCUUCGGUUGGGUUUGCCUAAAUAGCUUGUGACUCAAGACUCGGGAUCCACUUUAAUGAACCCUUAAGAAAUUGUGAUGGACUUAAAUGCAAUGCCGAUGGGAAUAAGCCAGAUUAGCUUUGGGCUAAGCUUCUGUCUCGGCAAGAAAUGCAGAGAAGAAGAUACAAUUAUUGAUGAGCCACACUUUAUGAUGUGUAUAUAUUAUUGUUGUGUAUUCUCACUCAUUCUUCAAUCUCCAGGAAACUAUAUUUUUCACGCUCAGUAUUUUGCCACUUCAGACAGCCUAAAAUUGCUAUACCUAUGUCUGUCUCACUUGCACUUCCAUGAGCUACAUUGGUAUAAAGUGUCUUGCUAAGGGGCACAACUGCUCGGAUUAGCUCAACUUUAUAACGUGAAGCUGAACUUGAGAGCCAACGCAGAACUUGGGAACCGAGUUCUUGUGCAGACUUUGCAGAUUCGUGUUUAUCUGUUGCACCUGUACAAUUAAUACCAUUUCAUUUACUCAGCUGUAGAUGUACAUUAAGCUGCUAGUCCAAGUUUAUGUGUCAGGUUUGGAGCGUCAAAACAGAAAAUGAGAGGAAAGAAAAAGCUCUCUGCAAAUGGUACCAAAGCCUGUGCCAACAUAGCUUAUGUGUUUAUAAAGUGAAUCCUAUUUAUGGAAAUUUAUAACAGAAAACUAUUUAUGAUGGGAGAAUUUUUAAACAUGACAACUAUAAAUACAAACGUAAUACUUAACUGUGUACAUAAUGUACUGUAUCAAGUCAUCACUGUAAAUUACAAGGAAUAGGGUUUUGGUUUUGAGUACAUGUAGUUUUACUGUGCAUGUUAUUGGUGUCAUUUUGUGUUUUUAUACUGUGCUGCUGGGUAGUUACAUAUUAACCCUUUUUGUCCUCUGUGUUAUUGUAGUAGAUUGAAGUUUUUACUUGUUAACCUUGCCCUUGAAUCCAGCUCAAACGUAACCACAGUUGACAAAUUUGUUGUUACUUCUUAAUGCAUUGAUUAAUUUCUAUGGCAGUAUCCUAGAUAGAGGGUUAUUAGGGGAAGUGACAUGUGAAAUAGAGCAAUUCCAGAUGUAUUUGCCUAAAUCAUGCAUAUUUUUGUAAAUGUAGCAUGUGGCAAACAACAUCUCUGUUCAUACCAGUCUUAUAGGAUUGAAAAAAACUUGAAAGGCAGUGUUUUACUUUCACUCAAACUUGUUCUUCUAACGCAAGUGUCCCAAGAGGUUCUUCUUUUUAUUUUUUUUUUUUUAUGAGAGUAUGUAAUCACCUGUAAACUGUAAAGGCACUGCCUUGUAAAGUGUCGAGUUUGUACUUUCUUUCUUGGCCGAAACACUCUGUAAACUCCUGAGGCAGGCAGUUGCUGUGCCAGCACAAAUCACUCAGAAUGUUCAUCUUGGAGAUUGGGGAUUCAAAAUUCACCAGAAAGCAAAGAUAAAAUUAUCUUGUUUCCUCUUUAUUCUUAAAUGUUCCUGAAAGGACUGUGAUUUGAGAUGUGGGGAUGCUGUCAGUUUUUGUAACUGCGGAAACGAAUUGUUUAUAGUUGGUCAGAGUUUGUGAAAUGUAUAUUCUUUGUUGUUGUUGUUUUUUCAGCAAUACACGUUUAGACAUAGUCCUGUUAGUGUGACUAGCUCAUUGUAAAAUGAAACAUCUUUAAAGUGUACUUUUAUCUGUUGUACAAAAUAACAUGAAUGUCUUUUUUUAACUUCACUGUAUCUGACGGGAUUUGUUCAAGGCUUGGAAGAUGAGAACUUAUUUGUCAGGGCAAAGUACAGAUUAGGAUUCUGCUUGCUGUUGAUAAAGUAUGCAGUAUCCAAUGUGUUUAAAAUGAACAUGUCGGUAUUUUUUGUGAUGUUUUCUAUAGAUCAGAUCAAGUUGAACAAGUUUUGGCCCACAUUUGGAAUUUCCAUUAUUUGUUACGCUUGGAAAGCCCUGUGAUUGAAAUGAAAAUAUGUCUAUAUAUAAACAGACAACAGGCAGUUGACAUUUUCAGCCUAGAUAUCCCGUUUUCAGGUCCUGGAGUCUCCAGCAAAACUGAGUUGACCAGUCCAGCAAAACUUUUGUCAAGUUUCAUUGAAGACGUGUAUGUCAGUGGGCUAGAUAUAGCUCAGAUACAGCUUCCCUUGUUACCAAAGAUCUGUGGGCAGAUUCCUACAUUGCUGCUUUUGAGUUUCAUCCAUGUCAUUAUUCACUGCCUUCAAGGAGCGUUAGAAAAAUUCUUGCACCGUAAUUAAUGAUGAUUAGUUACUCUUGCACGUAUCUUUUCUUGCAGACUAAUUAUUGCAGUAAUUUUUAACCACACAUUGUGGCUUACAAUCAUUUCCAAGGCACCUUCUGUAGUACACAGUAGCCAUGAUUCCUUACGAUUUAUGUUUCAGCAUUAAAGGUUGGUUCAAAACAGUUUUGUGCUUUGUUAUGUUGCAGUCUUGUAACUGCAACCUUUACCUGUGGAAGGUAUCUAGAGCAUUUAUAAAAAAUCAAACUUUCUUUUGUUAUUUAUGUACACCUUGCAUUUUGUCUACAAUAAUGGAGAGGUAUCCAACAUAAAUGGUAAAAGACAAUGUAAACACAUAUGAUACAGAGAGUGUGAAAGCUGUGUAAAGAAACCCGUAACAAAUUUCAAAAGUUUUCUCUUUUUUUUUUUUUUCUUUUUCAUGUGGUAAGAGGGAUUUUUUUCCCCGAAACUUUCAGGUGUUUCAGGUGUGGAAGUGACAUGUUAUGCAUUUUGUGUUAACUGACAUGUCAGAAAUUACAUGUAUGUUUUGGGUAGCAUUUUCUAACUUCACUGAGCAGGCACGUCAAAGGGCAUCCCUAUGAAUAAAUGGAUAAUGCAAGACAAGGAAAAUUUGGCCACUUCUUCAUUACAAAGUUGUAUGAAAGGCACUGUGUUGUGCACGGCAGCUAUCUUUAACUGCUUUUGUUACAGAAGGGCAGCACAAUGGGUCUCCUCAUGUGUAUCCCUAUGGAACAAAAGCUCUUACCAGAAAAAAUAGCUGCCAUACACAACCUCUGGUGUUUUUCAUAUUUUUGAUAGCAUUUGACAAUUCUGGGCAGAUUUCUAGACAUGACCUCCAGAGCAAUAUGAUACAUAGCAAACAUACAUAGCAAAUGUUUAUACAUAGCAACCGCGCUUGCAGUUGAGUUCUUGAUGUCCUAUUGGAAGACCAAACUAUCCGUCAUUAAAAACUAGCUACAUUUCACACCACAGUUUAGAAAAGGCUGUCUCUUUUAUCAAAUGCAUGUGUUAGCAAGCAUUACAAACCCCCCCUUAAGAUUUGAAUACAAAGCCACACUUGUUCAGUUUUUGAGGCAUUUCAGCCACAAAAUCUGCAUAUUAAUGAGGCCGUAGUAGUUGCACAAAUUAGGGUAAUUCCUUGCAUAGCUUCCAUAUAAAAGAGAGACUCGUUAGCAAUACCUAUUCAUGAGAAAGGCCCUAUGCAUUCAAACCUUGUUAUUAACCUUUCUUAGCUACAUUUGGUGGGCUGUGUUCUGCCCGGUAACUCCAACAUAUGUUAGCAGUGCACGUUAGACCACUGUGGUAUAUAAUUAUUGAUACAGUGUACAAGUAAAAGAUUGUGUUAAAAGGGGUAUAUUACAAUCCUACCUCUCUAGUGAAAAAUGUCAUUUUGCUCAAAAACAUUUGCCAGCUACAGUUGAUAUUUUUAAUUCAGAAGGCAGGCCAUACAACAACGCUUCAAAAUGCUAGUUCUGAAUUGUUGGAUGUACGUGCUUCAUGGCAAUUACACCCUCACAGAGAUUUUAGAGAAAGGAUUGUCUGACACUGAAGCACCUUUGCCAUGUGCUGGGAAACUACCCAGAGGAACUCAAGGGUUUGAACAUUUUGAUGCAAAAACUACGCAUACACACUUUGUUCCUUGUGUGUGCACACCACGUAGUUCAUAUUUGCUCCAAUAGGAUACCAUUGUAUUGAUUAACAAAGUAUGGAGCACAGACCAUUCAAGAGUCUAGGAAAUUCAAGUGUGAAUGCUCAAGUGUAAUUUUUUUCAAGAGUCCAGACAUUCACAUCAACACUGGGUCAUAUUUCUCUCUGUAAAGAUGAAUCUAAGGUUCAUGCAUCCAAAUUCCAGGAGGCAUGUCUCGGUGUAUCGAUACAAUCAUCUGCUUAAUACUUGUUAGUGGAGAACUCAGUGAUGCUUAACAGUGGGAGGUGGGGUCAUAUGGGCCGUCUUAUAAAACUUCAAAAUUGAUCCAAGAAUUUCAUUUUAAUCAUGACUAUGCAUUUUAGAGACGUCCUCUGUCCACAGUUGUUUCAUACCUGUUCCUUGAAAAUUUAUGCAGAUAAACACGAUUCACUGGGAUUCAGCUUUACACAAGAUGACACAAAUUGGAAGUAUUUCCCAUCUGUAGGUUUGGGGGACAAAGGAUGCAGUAUUGUUUCAAUGAAGUAUCUUUCACAUGUAUUAAUAUUAUCGUCAUCAUUUAAUUUGUGUACAUACAGUGUGUAAAUAAAGUUGGUAUAAAUAUGAAA
Molecule: messenger RNA, 8759 nt
Organism: Acanthaster planci (crown-of-thorns starfish)
Lineage: Eukaryota; Metazoa; Echinodermata; Asteroidea; Valvatida; Acanthasteridae
Product: E3 SUMO-protein ligase PIAS2-like
Biological process (GO): regulation of transcription by RNA polymerase II; protein sumoylation
Cellular component (GO): chromatin
Molecular function (GO): transcription coregulator activity; zinc ion binding; SUMO ligase activity
Source: RefSeq, a predicted model, not a curated record